Molecule: messenger RNA, 4261 nt
Organism: Rattus rattus (black rat)
Lineage: Eukaryota; Metazoa; Chordata; Mammalia; Rodentia; Muridae
Gene: Msh6
Product: mutS homolog 6
Biological process (GO): mismatch repair
Cellular component (GO): MutSalpha complex; nucleus
Molecular function (GO): ATP binding; mismatched DNA binding; ATP-dependent DNA damage sensor activity
Source: RefSeq, a predicted model, not a curated record
CGCGCCUCCUCCCGACUUUCCCGCCAGCAGUGGCCGCGCGGCGGAUGCCGUCCCUGUAGGCGCUCGGAGUGGUGGACCAUUCGGCCCGUCAGCCUUCAUCAUGUCGCGACAAAGCACCCUAUACAGCUUCUUCCCCAAGUCCCCGGCGCUCGGCGACACCAAGGAGGCCGCGGCCGGGGCCUCACGCAAAGGUGCCGCCGCCUCCGGAGCCUCCGCUUCCCGCGGCCGGGAUGCGGCCUGGAGCGAGGCUGGACCUGGGUCCCGGCCCGCAGCGUUAUCCACCUCGUUGCCGGAGGCAAAGGACCUCAACGGAGGGCUGCGGAGGUCGGCCGCGCCGGCGGUCCCCGCCAGUAGUUCUUGUGACUUCUCACCAGGUGAUCUGGUUUGGGCUAAGAUGGAAGGUUAUCCUUGGUGGCCUUGCCUGGUUUAUAAUCAUCCCUUUGAUGGAACAUUCAUCCGGAAGAAUGGGAAAUCAGUCCGUGUUCAUGUACAGUUUUUUGAUGACAGUCCAACAAGGGGCUGGGUUAGCAAAAGGAUGUUAAAACCAUAUACAGGUUCAAAGUCAAAGGAAGCCCAAAAAGGAGGUCAUUUCUACAGCUCCAAGUCCGAAAUACUCAGAGCAAUGCAGCGUGCAGACGAAGCCUUAAGUAAAGACAAGGCUCAGAGGCUUGAGCUGGCAGUGUGUGAUGAGCCUUCAGAGCCGGAGGAGGAGGAGGAGGAGACACAGGUGCAUGGGGCCUAUUUAUCUGAUAAGAGUGAAGAGGAAAAUCAGGACGAGAGUGAAGAAGAAACACAGCCAAACGCUCAGGCUAGGCGAAGUAGCCGGCAAGUCAAAAAGCGAAGGGUCAUCUCAGACUCUGAGAGCGACAUUGGCGGCUCUGAUGUAGAAUUCAAGCCAGACAGUAAGCAAGAAGGCAGCAGUGACGAAGUGAGCAGUGGGGUUGGAGACAGCGAUAGUGAAGGCCUGGGCAGCUUUGGCAAAGGUGCUCCAAAGCGGAAGAGAACAGUGGCAGCUCAUGGUGGACUUAAAAGGAAAAGUCUGAAGAAGGAAACAGGCUCAGCCAAACAAGCAACUCGCAUUCUGUCAGAAACCAAGAGUACCUUGAGUGCUUUCUGUGCCCCGCAGAAUUCUGAGUCCCAAACCCACGUCUGUGGAGGAGGUAACGACAGCAGUGGACCCACUAUCUGGUAUCAUGAGACUUUAGAAUGGCUUAAGCCAGAGAAGAGAAGAGAUGAGAACAGGAGACGGCCGGAUCACCCAGACUACAACUCCUCCACACUGUAUGUGCCUGAAGACUUCCUCAACUCUUGCACCCCGGGGAUGAGGCGGUGGUGGCAGUUCAAGUCUCAGAACUUUGACCUUGUCAUCUUCUACAAAGUGGGCAAGUUUUAUGAGUUGUAUCACAUGGACGCUGUCAUUGGGGUCAGUGAGCUGGGACUGAUAUUCAUGAAGGGCAACUGGGCCCACUCUGGUUUUCCAGAGAUCGCAUUUGGCCGAUUCUCGGAUUCCUUGGUGCAGAAGGGCUAUAAGGUAGCCCGCGUGGAACAGACCGAGACCCCAGAGAUGAUGGAGGCACGGUGCCGGAAGAUGGCGCAUGUGUCUAAGUUUGAUAGAGUGGUGAGAAGGGAGAUUUGUAGGAUCAUUACCAAGGGCACACAGACCUAUAGUGUGCUGGAUGGUGAUCCCUCCGAGAACUACAGUAGGUAUCUUCUGAGCCUCAAAGAGAAAGAGGAAGAUUCUUCUGGUCACAUGCGUGCAUAUGGUGUGUGCUUUGUUGACACUUCACUGGGCAAGUUUUUCCUGGGCCAGUUUUCAGAUGACCGCCACUGCUCCAGACUUCGGACUCUGGUGGCACACUAUCCUCCAGUACAGAUUUUGUUUGAGAAAGGAAAUCUCUCAACAGAAACCAAAACGGUCCUGAAGGGCUCACUGUCAUCCUGCCUUCAGGAAGGCCUCAUUCCAGGUUCCCAGUUUUGGGACGCCACUAAGACUCUGCGAACACUCCUGGAGGGAGGGUAUUUUACUGGAAAUGAAGGCAGUAGUGCAGAGCUGCCCCCGGUGCUUAAAGCUAUGACGUCAGAGUCAGAUUCUGUUGGGCUGACACCGGGAGAGGAGAGUGAGUUGGCUCUCUCUGCUCUAGGUGGUUGUGUUUUCUACCUCAAAAAAUGCCUGAUUGAUCAGGAGCUUCUGUCAAUGGCUAAUUUUGAAGAGUAUUUUCCCUUGGAUUCUGACAUGGUUGGCACAGUAAAACCUGGUGCUGUCUUUACUAAAGCCAGUCAGCGAAUGGUGCUAGAUGCGGUGACAUUAAGCAACCUGGAGAUUUUCCUGAAUGGGACAAAUGGCUCUACUGAAGGGACUCUGCUAGAGAGGCUGGAUACCUGCCAUACCCCUUUUGGCAAGCGACUCUUAAAACAGUGGCUUUGUGCCCCCCUCUGUAGUCCUUCUGCUAUCAGUGACCGUCUAGAUGCCAUUGAAGACCUGAUGGCUGUGCCUGACAAAGUCGCCGAAGUUGCAGACCUCCUGAAGAAGCUGCCAGAUCUUGAGAGGCUACUGAGUAAGAUUCAUAAUGUUGGUUCUCCCCUAAAGAGCCAGAACCAUCCAGAUAGUAGGGCUAUAAUGUACGAAGAAACGACAUACAGCAAAAAAAAGAUCAUCGAUUUUCUUUCUGCUCUAGAAGGAUUCAAAGUAAUGUGUAAAAUUACAAGGCUCAUGGAGGAUGUCGCUGAUGGGUUUAAGUCUAAAACCCUGAAGCAGGUUGUGACUCUGCAAACAAAAAGUCCUAAAGGCCGUUUUCCUGAUCUGACCGCGGAACUGAACCGAUGGGAUACAGCUUUUGACCAUGAGAAGGCUCGAAAGACUGGACUCAUUACUCCAAAAGCAGGAUUUGACUCAGAUUAUGACCAAGCACUUGCUGACAUAAGAGAGAAUGAACAGAGCCUCUUGGAGUACUUAGACAAACAGCGGAGUCGGAUCGGCUGUAAAAACAUAGUCUACUGGGGAAUUGGUAGGAACCGUUACCAGUUAGAGAUUCCAGAGAAUUUUGCUACCCGCAAUCUACCUGAAGAAUAUGAGUUGAAGUCUACCAAAAAGGGCUGUAAACGAUACUGGACCAAAGUGAUUGAGAAGAAACUGUCUAAUCUUAUAAACGCUGAGGAACGCAGGGACGCAUCUUUAAAGGACUGCAUGCGGCGUCUGUUCUAUAACUUUGACAGGAAUCACAAGGACUGGCAGUCUGCUGUGGAGUGCACUGCAGUGCUGGAUGUCUUACUGUGCCUGGCUAGCUAUAGCCAAGGAGGAGAUGGCCCGAUGUGUCGCCCAGUACUUCUGUUACCAGGAGAAGACACACAUCCCUUCUUAGAGCUUAAAGGCUCACGACAUCCCUGCAUUACAAAGACUUUCUUUGGAGACGAUUUUAUUCCUAAUGACAUUCUGAUCGGCUGUGAGGAAGAGGCAGAGGCGGACGGCAAAGCCUAUUGUGUGCUUGUUACUGGGCCAAAUAUGGGAGGCAAAUCUACACUCAUAAGACAGGCUGGUCUGUUAGCUGUGAUGGCCCAGAUGGGUUGUUAUGUACCUGCCGAGAUGUGUAGGCUCACACCAGUGGAUAGAGUGUUUACUCGACUUGGUGCCUCCGAUAGAAUCAUGUCAGGGGAAAGUACAUUUUUUGUUGAGUUGAGCGAAACUGCUAGCAUACUCAGGCACGCGACAGCACACUCUCUGGUACUUAUGGAUGAAUUAGGAAGAGGGACUGCAACUUUUGAUGGGACAGCGAUAGCCAGUGCGGUUGUUAAAGAACUCGCUGAAACCAUAAAGUGUCGAACACUGUUUUCUACACACUAUCAUUCAUUAGUAGAGGAUUAUUCUAAAAAUGUGUGUGUGCGCCUAGGACAUAUGGCAUGCAUGGUGGAAAAUGAAUGUGAGGAUCCCAGCCAGGAGACCAUUACUUUCCUCUAUAAAUUCAUUAAGGGAGCUUGUCCUAAGAGCUAUGGCUUUAAUGCAGCAAGGCUUGCUAAUCUUCCGGAGGAAGUUAUUCAGAAGGGACACAGAAAAGCAAGAGAAUUUGAGAGGAUGAAUCAGGCAUUACAACUAUUUCGGGAAGUUUGUGUGGCUAGUGAAAGGCCGACUGUAAACAGUGAAGCUAUCCAUAGGUUGCUGGCUUUGAUUAACCAAUUGUAGACUACAUUGGAAGCUGAGUUGACUUUUGAAAAAGGUGGUAAAUUCAGACAACAUUAUGAUCUAAUAAACUUUAUUUUUUAAAAAUGA